AAUAUCUGUAACUGGAUUUUUACAAUCACCGGAAUCUUAAUCUUGGAUAUCAGUAUCUAAAUCCUAUACAUCACCAGGUCCCAGAUCCAAGUGAUCACCUGACUCUAUUUAUUAGAAAGUAUUAGUCUUUCUUCAGAUCUUCCAGAGGACAGACACCAGAAGAGCUUUGGACCUUAGUGGGUCAUGGCUUUAAUUAUUCACCUUCUUUCAUGCCUUCUAGGCCUAGGCUCGUGGGUUGCUAUCAAUGGUGUUUGGGUGGAGCUACCAUUAUUGGUACCAUAUGCACCAGAGGGCUGGGAGCUGCCCUCGUACCUUACCCUCCUUAUUCAGUUUGCAAACAUUGGACCCCUGGUGGUUACACUUAUACACAAGUUCCGCCCUGGGUAUCUUCGUGAAGCGCCAAUUAUCUUUGUCCUUCUAGGGGUGGGUGUGUUGGCAUGCCUACUCUUGGCUUUCCUGUGGCAAAAAACCAGCUUGGUUGGGGGAACACACCGAAGCACUGCGCUGCUAGUUCUUAUCUUCUGUCUCUCACUGGUGGAUUGUACUUCAUCUGUUACCUUCCUGCCCUUCAUGACUCGUCUCAGACCUGAUUAUCUCACCUCCUAUUUCAUUGGUGAGGGACUGAGUGGCCUCAUGCCAGCUCUGCUAGCCUUAGUCCAGGGUGUGGGUAUGGUGAUCUGUAUGCCAGUCAACAAUACAGAAAUUAAUGGGACACAAUUAAAUAGGAAUUUAACUGCUCUUUACCAGUCGGCACGAUUUCCUGUCUGGGGUUUCUUUCUAUUUUUGACUGGAAUGAUGGCUACCUGUAUGAUUGCCUUCACCAUAUUGAACAUGACGCCCAUAGAUCAGUGUCAGGGGGAUCAUGGAGAGACCAUGGGAAGGAGACAAAUAGAUCAAGGAUCUGGGUCAUGGGGUAGGGGUGUGGAGCAGCGGCCGAUGAUGGGGGAUGAUGAGUUUGUGGUGAAGACAGCUAGACGAUGGAAGGGAUUGGGUCGGUAUUCAUGGGGCCAGGUACUCUUCAUCUUUUUAGUCUUGACUUGGGUCAAUGGCUUGACCAAUGCAGUCCUACCAGCCGUGCAGACCUAUUCCUGUAUGCCCUACGGAACUCAGAUCUACCACCUGGCAGCUGCCCUUGCUGCCAUGGCAAACCCGCUGGCAUGCGGCAUUGCUAUGUUUCUACCCAACAGGUGAGUGGAAGUAGGCAUAUUGUUCCUAUUUUGUCUGAUUGCAGAGAAUUUGAUGAAUGCUUCUUAAAUGUGUAUAUCAAGCAUGUAGGCUUUACUGUCAUGUUGUACUCUUUCUCUGCCACUAGAUGGUGAUAUCUAACUAAUUAUAGAGGUGCCAAACUUUCAAAGAAUCGUAUAGUCUUUGAUAGGAGACAUUAUUGUGCCGUACAUUAAUAUAUAUAUAGUAUGGCAUGCAGCCCAAUAACUCCAUGAUUCCCCACAGUCUCAGUUUCAGGAUCCGUCCUGGGUUUGUUUCCUGGUGUCUCAUAUCUUUGAAAACUUAUCUGCUCAAUACUGUAUUGGUUUUCAUUUUUAAUCUGGAGUUUUUUUAGAUUUUUAUGAAUGGUUUUUGAUAUUUUUUUUUUUUUUUAAUGUAUUUGUGGAAUCGUCUUCAUCAUGUAUCCUGAAUACAAUAAAAUGUAAAAUGUAGGAAGUCAGAUCUGUCACCGAGCAGCAGAUCCUCUGUUAUAGCACAGAGAGGGGAAUAAAUAGUAGACAAUUUAUUAAAUACUUAGCCAGGAAAAGAAAAUUACGGUAAGUUACAUGGCAGCAUCACUUAUCGGCAAAGUUCCUCCCCAGCUGUCAGGACAGGAAUAAUUAAUUGAUUAAAGGGACACUAUAGUCACCCAGACCACUUCAGCUCAGUCAGGUUUUAACCCUUCAGAUGCAAACAUAGCAGUUUCAGAGAAACUGCUAUGUUUACUUUUGGGGUUAAUCCAGCCUCUAGUGGCUGUCUUUCCUAUGGACACUUUGAAUGCGCUUGCCGCGCAUUCGGCUCCUCUGACGUCAGACGGGGGAGGAGAGGUCACCAGCGCAGAGGCAGCACGGCGCUGGAUUAAGGCAAGCUGCUCAAGUGGUUUUAACCCCUUCAGUGCCACGGGAGGGGGACCCUGAGGGUGGGAGCACCGCUUUGUUUUCCUGACAUUAUAGUGAUCCUUUAAGCAAUAAUCUAAGAGGGAGGGGAAAUAAUGACAAUAUGCCAAAAACUGCUUAGAAAUGUAUUUGCUUAAGGCGACAAAAGCCAAUACACUACAUCCAAAAUGAACAGAUGCUGAAGCCAAGUCAAACUUUUAAUGCUAGAUGAAUGUCAAAUGGGAUGACCAGGAAGCUGCCUUACAUAUGCUUUCCAUUGACACCUCUGCCAUAGAAGCCCAGAAGGUAGCGAUGCUCUUUGUGGAAUGAGCCUUGAUCUUAAUGGGAGCUUGUUGUCCUUGCGUUGUAUAAGCCUUCAUAAUUGCCACUGCUAUCCAUCUCCUUAGGGUAGCUGUGACGAACUGGAUCUCGUCACGGGUCCUUGGAGGGGCAUACUUGCCAGCCUCUUACCCUGUGACUAUGGUCCCUGUGUUAAACCCUAUUUGAAAACACUAUUUGUGCCUGUUGGGACUGGUAAUAGGAACCAUUCGAACUUUCGAAGUCACACUUCGAACUACCGAAGCCAUUCGAAGUGCCAUUCUUAAGCCGCAAGUACGAUGAGCGGUGUUUGGAACUCAAAUCGGACACUCGACGGCGCGAACACCGCUAAACUUUACCUUCCAUGGAUCUUCGGCUAUUCGAACAGCGUUCGAUAAUAAGAAACUCAUGAACAAGAGACAUAUACUGACUGUAUCAACGAACGGCUAUGUUCGAUAUUUUGAACUGUACUUCAAAUCCCCGAAGUAGACCGACCGCACAGCCUGACUCUCUGGAACUGUUUUGGGCAUGGGACCAUGUGUGCGGUCGGACAAAAUGCGACUUCCAUAGAAUUCUUGAACCCCUGAACUGAUCUUGGUGAUUUUUGGAUAUGUUGGUCACCCAGAUCAGGGCCAUCAGUGGGGUGUAACAAUUGUGGGGAUAUGUGUUUUUUGGGGUACUUUUUGGGUUUUGGAAAAUGUGUUUUUUCUGCCUGGAGAUAUUUGAAUUGGUACAGUAUCUGACUAAAUUAUCUCCCAGGCAGACGGGUGGGAUUGUAUGUUUAUGGAGUGUCAUGCAUUUAUUCACUAUUCUUAUUGGUUUGUAAGUUUGUGUCCUUGUCCCCAGCAAGGUCCAUGUGGGCGGACACCUUGCUUGGGGACUUGCAUAAAAGGUCAGUGUGGCUACCAUUAAACCAUUCCUGCUUAACCCUCAACACGUAGCUUUAUCUCGUGAUUGUAGGAAACUGCUGUACAGCUAUACCACUAGCACUUACAGAGCUUCACAGCUAUACUCUCUUGGAGGAGAGGCCUUCCCACUGAGUCCCUGGAGCCAGGAGUUUGGUUCAGGGUGGGAAUGGACGGUGAGACCCCAACCAAGCUGUGGCAGUUCGUGGGGUCUACGGUGCUUAUGGUGUCCUGUGCGGUGCUUAUGGUCCUCAGCCUCAGCUAGGAAGCAUCGAUUGGCAGAGGUACCCAGUUAUUGUGCCAGGUGGUCCGUCACAGUAGCAAUGGAAGCUACUUUUCCCCUUCUUGUCCCUGAGGGUAGGAUAAACAAUCUUUCAGACCUCCUUAUUGUUAAGACACUUGUAGCGGAGAGGUAGUAUAAUCCACAGUAUCUCUGUUGGGUAACAGGAACAGCAUAAAAUAUUCCAAGGAAAUAAAUACAGCAUACAAUAAUCCCGCUAUCAUUUUAAGAAUCCUUCCUUCCCAAGAACUAGACGACACAUAGGCUGGGAGUCAACUGAGCUUUUAAUCACAGGUCACUGUAUUUAUGGGAUUCCCCAUGCAAGGGGUUUCCAUCCCCUACUGACAUUCCAGGGGUGGCACAAUAGGGGACUACAUGGGGAACUGAACAACACAUACAUUUCUCCCACCAUGCACUGCUGCACGAGAGGGAUACUCCCACUAGAAUAUACCGUUAAGUGGAUUAUCCCUCUGUGCAGCAGAACUUACAUUUCACAUUAAAAUACAUAACUUCCAUUAAAUUCACUUUAUUUAAGGUGCACAGUUCGUGAGAAUACUGCUCAGCUCCCAGCCUAACUAACCGAACGCUGCACGCAAUACACAUUAUUUCCAAAACACUGUUAAAGUACCGAUUGGUAUUAGGGGAACAAACUACCGAACGGCCGGGGCUCCCGAAGGGCCUGGAAGUCCAGCGGUGUUCGCGCCGUCGAGUAGCCGAUAUUAGUUCCAGGCGCUCGACGGAAAAACACCGCUGGGCUAGCAAAGGAUCCAAGAUGGCCGACCGCCGCGUGGUCGGUAGCCGAACGACGGCUACCUAGGAAAGCCUUUAACUACCGAUUUCAACAAUGUUGCAAUUGGUUAAUGGGCGCCACACGAACUCUUGUGUGUGGUUGAUCAUUCCGUAGUUUAUUCAUUUCACGAACAGUGUUGAAACUCACUGUUCGUGAAACUACAUUAGGAAUGCUGGGAUUUUCAUACUGCAAGCAUACGAACGCCCUCAUUCGUCUGAAAGACACAUACAGUAGUACACUUGGUUCUCACAGCUGAAACAGGGAUAUAAACACAUUCACUAUAUGUAGCGGAUGGCACUGGGCUGUCCUGGAAAUUGCAUAUGUUUGAAUGUAUUCGUGUAAAUUGCAGGAUUAUAUGUGUAUAAAUAACUUGUAUUCGUCUGAUUGUUUGGUAGAAUCAUUCUAGCAACUAAGGGAAUGAAACUACCGAACAGUCAGACCUCACCUGUGUGAAGUGUGCCUUCAAUUACCCGUUGCAACAAUGUUGAGAAUGGGUAAUUGACAAGCUGUGCAGUAGGUCCUUUGUUCUCGGGGUGGCCGCCAUUCGGGAAACGAACACGUUGCGGCGGCCAUUUUAAAACUCCCGAACAGCGGUGUUUUGCCGUCGAGUGUCUGGAACCCAAAUCGGACACUCGACUAGGCAAACACCGCUGAGACCUCCAUACGCACGAUAUGUUCGCUUUCAAACUACCGAAAGGCCCCUCGUUCAGUAGAAAGAAACAACCGAACGAUUGGGUUCAUGCGAACCCUCCCUGAUCUCUGUAACCUUAGCCUUUUGUGCAGUUUGUUCCCUUAUACUGUGACCGACCGCAGGGCCCCAUCGCAUGGAACCCAAUUCGGCUGUUCUCUCCAGCGCGGUCGGUCUUUUCAUUACGUCCACAAAUUUCCCGAAACCCUGGUCUGAUCUGGGUGAUUUUUGGAUAUGUUGCUCACCCAGAUCAGGGCUACCAGGGGAUGUGCUAUUUAAAGGGAAACCCCUAGGUUUAGGGGUACAUCCAGAAACUGGGGGAAUUUGUGUACUGUAUAAGGGGAUUAUGAGUCAGGCUGAGGGGAGGAGAUGUGUGGGAGGUUACCAGAACAGGAUUGGAUACUGUACAAAUUAAUGGAAAUCCCUCCCUUGCAAUGGGAGCAUGCUAUAUAAGGCCACUGUGGAAAUAAAGGUUUAGUUCUGCUCCUGAUGCUGGGUGUCGUCCAGUUAUUGGGAUUGCUGUUGGUAUAUUGCUAUAUUGUUUUACCUGCUGGAAACCUUGCUUUAUGGAUUUAUAACUACUUGUUCCUGAGCCUCACUGGGCAGAGAUAAUUUGUGGAAUACUAGAUCUCCGCUACACUAUAUGGCUAGUCUUAAGUGGCUAGUUUUGCCACAACACUCACAGCUUAAAUGGGUGAAACAGCCAUUUAGUUAAUCUUCCCCCUUUCAGAGACACAAACUCUAUUGCAGUAGACCGCCAAACUCCCAAACGGAGUAUAAGGGAAUGCGAUAAACCCACGAACAAAGAAUCAGCCGAACUCCUUCCACGGCUAAAACAGGCGAAAUAAUACUUCCAAGUAGCAAUCCCCCUAAACACGAGACCAAGCUCCGUCUUGAGGGUAAAACAGGCACCUGCUUUAAUGAGGGCUACCUGCCCGGUAUUUAUGCAGGUCUUCCACCUGGUGGACACUCCCCUAGGGGACCAGAUGGAAGACUGGGACAUAUAUCGUACAGUAGCCAAUCACAGUGGCUCAGGUUUAAACACUCCCCUUUACACAAGUAAAUCCCUCCUCUCUAUCCUGGAGAUAAAUGGGAAGAAAUACAAUUAUCUCCAAGGAUAGAGGAAAACCACCAUUUUACAUGAUACAUUAAAAAUUCAGAAAAAUACAUAACUAUAAAAAUACCGAAUACAUUUGAUUUGUGUAACGUAUCCCCAGAUAGCCUGGAUCUGAGCGCACAUUACUACCGAAUAGCGCUCAGACCCAAUGCACACAGUUUAAUCGCCAUGGAGUCAAAGUCUUUCACAUUGUCCUUUCGUUAUAUGAUUGACUCCAUGGGAUGGCUGUCUGGGUUAAGUCCAUUCGUAUGAUCAAAAGUCCCGAACGGACCGGCGUUCAUAUGCCCGAUAAGAAGGGCGGUCGGUAGUUUCAGCGGUGUUCGGUAGGAAAAAGUGUCCGUUUAGAGUUCCAUAAGUUCUUCAUGAACACCUCUGUUCAUUCGCGUGGUUAAAAUGGCCGCCGCCUCGUGGUCGGCAUACGAACGACGACCACCCUGCAUACGGUUAGAAUGAAGAGGUGUCUGCGGUUAACCACAACAUUCUAAUUGGGGCCAAGAGGUUAACCAGCAGCACACUUCUCUUCUGGGUGGCCGUCCGUUCGGUAGUUUUGUUCGGUAUAACUUGCAAUAAACGAACAGGGACGUACGGGCAGGUAAUUCCAUGAACAUAAAUGAAACAGACCAACCAGCAAUUAGUCUUUACACAGAUGGAUCUGUCACACUUAUGUCUUCUGAUCUUUUUAAAGAUAUGCAAAUGCAUCUCAUGACGUCCACAUUGCUCAAUUUCAUUUCUUCUGGAGAAGAUGGAUUAGGAAGAAAUGAUGGCAAAACAAUUUCUUGUUGCAAAUGAAACUGCGUGACCACUUUAGGCAGAAAUUAUUGAAUCAGAACCGCCUUAUUGUGGUGAAAAGUAGUGUAAGGUUCUACUGAUGAAAGAGCUUGAAGUUCGGACAUGCUUCCAGCAAAGGUGACUGCUACGAGGAACAAGAUUUUUAUAGUUGAGAAGAAAGAAGUUGAUCUCUUCCAGAGGUUCAAAAGGCUCUUAAGUCAAGGCCUUUACAACUAAAGGAAGAUAUCACGGCGGGGAUGACUUUUUUAGAGGAGGUCUGAUGCGAAUGAUCACUUUAAAAAAAACAGAUUAAUAAAGGAUCCAAAGCAGACCUUUUGUUUGUCAGGGCUGAAAUAGCAGAUACCUGGACUUUUAGAGUACUAAGUCCUUUAUCUAGACCCUCCUAGCGAAAUCCAAAAUGGCAGAUACUGAUGGAUUUUAGAAAUUAUUGCCCUUGACACUGGUCCAUUCUCAAAAUUUCUCCCAUAUUCUGUGCUAGUGUGAAGACGUGGAAGAUUUCCUUGCCUUCAAUAAAGUUUCCUUGAUGGAUGGAGAAAGCGCUAUGACGCUAAGUCGAAGACAUAGGGUCUGGGUGAACUGCUGGACCUUGUAUGAGGAGAUACCAUCUUUGAGGAAGAGGCCAAGGUGAUUCUUUGCUCAAUUUCCUGAGGAGCAGAUACCAUGGUCUCCUUGGCCAUAUUGGAAUUAUCACUAUCACCAUAAUCUUUUCCUGCCAUAGUUUUCUCGAUACAAGAGAAAUCAGAGGAAUAGGAGGAACUUCCAUGCAUCUUGAGCCUCUGUUUGGUUAUAAUGCCACCUAGAGAAAAGCCUGGGUAGUUGGGCGUUUCUGAAUGUUGCCAUUAGAUCGAUCUGUGGCAUACCCCACUUCAUUGUUAUCUUCAGAAACAUUUCUCAAUUCAAGCUCCAUUCUCCCUGUUCAAUGUAGGAGGGACUCGGGUAAUCUGCCAAGCGAUUCUCCUUCCCUGGUGGGUAUACUGCUUUCCAUGUUUGUAUAUGACUCUGUGUCAAGACUAAAACCGGUUGUAGGCCGGUCAUGACCAAUCAAAUCCACAGGAGGGUUGUGCUGAGCAGCAAUCAUGCACAUGGAAACCUGGUAAUUGCCUUUGGGAUCAAAGGCCGGUUACAGCCAAUCGGAUCCACAGGAGAGGUAUUUAAACCUAAUUCUCCUCUUGCUCAUUGCCCUGUCGUGGUUUCUUGCUAAUGGUUAUCCGAGAGUACAUUCCUGAUCUUGAUUUUCUGGUAUUUGACUUUGUUUUGAUUUUCCUGAUAUCUGGUAUGCUUGACUUUUGGCUUUUCCUCAUCUUUGUGUCUGAUUCUGUGUCCCUGACCUCGGCUAGUAUUUUGACUAUUUUUGGAGACGUUAAGUCCGGCCGUUCUAAGGUCCGGUUAUACGUUAUCCUUAGUCCUAGGUGUGACACAGUACUGCGUGCUGGAUCAACUUGGAAUCCUGACAGUUUGAUGCUUUUGGAAACUAUUGAUUCUCUGACCUUUCCUUGUUUUGGAAUCACUUUCAGUUCCAAUCUGUAUCCUUCUCUUAUGAUACUCAGAACAGAAUUGUUUGAGAUGUUGGUGGCCUAAAUUGGAUAAUACUCCUUCACGUGACCCCCUACAUAUCCAAGUAUUGCCUGCCAAGCAUCAAACAGAUUUGAGGGAUGUUUGAAGCCUCUCCCUCUGGGUCCUCUGCUACUAGAUGAUGCUGUCUGCUUAGAUUUCCACUGAUAUGAUCUUGAGAAUUCUCUUCCAGGCUUGUAGCAUCUAUUUUCUCAAAAGGCCCCAUCUGUAUUUCUUCUGUCCUUCCAAGAUAUAUUGGAAGAUUUUCUAUAAGGCUGAGGUAAGUUACCCUGUUGUGCUUUUUGAAUUGCAUCAUCAAUGAUUUUCCAAACAGCAGGUCGCCCUGGAAUGGGAGUGCACAAGGGUUCACUUUAGAAGCAUAAUCUGAUCCCCGUGAGUGUAGCCACAGAGCUCUUCUUGAAGCCACACUUAGUGCCGGGCUCUUGGCUAAUAUUUUAGUAAUGUCGAGCGAAGCUUCUGAGGAAAAAUCUACAGCCAUAUCUAUUUUAUGGAUUGAAUUCCAAGAUUUGGAAUUAAAAGGGUAGACUCUAGGAACUUUUACCUGCAAAGAUAAUCUCUUCUCUGGCUUAUUCCAUUCUGCUUGAAUAAUAUUCUUGAUCGCUGUUAAGGAAAAGAAGUUCUUUGAAAACGUUAUCUGACGCUGACAUUUUUUACCUCUCCUCUGGAAUUCGUAGAGUAUCUCGCACCAAAGCAAUACGUUUGUCAACUGAUCUUCUAUCCAGGGUUCUACUCCAGGAUUCCACAACUUUUUCUUCUUCCUUUGAUCACUCUCAGAAUCUGAAAAUAUUGUGGAUGGUUUGGAAUAUGCAUUAGAUGCAAACUGGAAUCUCUCCGCAAUUGCUUGGGAGAUCCACUAUUUAAGAUUAGCUUGUGUGGAUCUCUACCUUGUCCUACACUCUGCGACAUCUUCCAUACAAGGAAAACACAGGUUCAUGCCUUCAGAGGUCUUUGAACCACAGCCCAUACAGUGGUGAGUCUUCUCUUUCUUUUCUCUAAGAGACAUAUCAGGUGUCUUCACUGGGCUGAAAUGUCAUUGCCUUAUGAUUAAUACUUACAGGCCAUCACUGCUCUCUUUUAACCCCCAAAUAAAAAAAAAUUAGAGGUCUCACCAUGUUCUUCUAUGUUCGCGUAUAGGGGAGAUGGUAGAAGAAGCUAUCUAAGAAUUUAAAUUAGAAGAAUAUUGUGAUGAACUGGAUCUUGCCACAGGUCCCUGGGGGACGGGAGGCAUACUUGCUGAAAUGUCAUUGCCUUAUGAUUAAUACUUACAGGCCGUCACUGCUCUCUUUUAACUCCCAAAUAAAAAAAAAUUAGAGGUCUCGCCAUAUUCUUCUAUGUUCGCGUAUAGGGGAGAUGGUAGAAGAAGCUAUCUAAGAAUUUAAAUUAGAAGAAUAUUGUGAUGAACUGGAUCUUGCCACAGGUUCCUGGGGGGGUGGGGGGGAUACUUGCCAGCCUCUUGCCCUGUGACUAUGGCCCCUGUGAUAAAACUUGGUUUAAAUCACUAUUUGUGCAUGUUGGGACAUGGUGGGACUUAUAACAGGAGCCAUUCAACUUAUAACAGGAGCCAUUCGAAGUGCCCUUCGACCACAUGGUGGCAGCCAUCUUGUUUGUAUGGACCAAAACCUCGAAUAGACUUCAGGGGGACUUAGCCGCAAAUGCCCUGGAACUAACUUUGGCAUAAAAACCUUGCAGUUCCCAGUCGGCACUCCAGCGGCACUUAGCCGCAAUUCUAUGGAACUAUUUUCGGCUAUGGAACCAUAACAAUUAUGACUUCCAUAAAAUUUCAGAUUUUUUUUAUAUAUUGGUCACUAGAGAUGUCGCGAACCGUCCACGAACUUCUCGCGAAUGGUUCGUGGCGAACUCCGGUCAGCUGACACAUCCCGGCCAAUCUCCAGCAGACCCUCCCUCCCAGACCAUCCUACUUCCUGGACAGCAUCCAUGUUGAAGGCAGCUCAACAGGGAUUUUAUGUGGUUUUAAGGUAUUUUGGGGGGGUUGUAAAAAUGUGUUUUUUUGUGUUUGGAGAUAAUUGAGUUUAGUAUAGUGCUUGACUCAAUUAUCUCCUAAGUAAAGGUGAAGGCUUAUUGUGUUGUAUGUCCAUGUGGGUGUCACCCUUGCAUGGGGACUUGCAUAAAAGGCAAGUGUGCCUACCAUCAAACCAGUCUUACUUCACCCUCAAUCUAGAGUUCUGUCUCUUAUUGUAAGGAACUGCUAUACAGCUAUCACUACUAGCUCUUGUAAGAGCUUCACAGCUAUACUUUCUUGGAGGAGAGGUUCACUCACUGGAACCUGUAUCCUGGUCUUGGGUCCAGAGUGGGUGGAAAACCCCAACCAAGCUGCGGCGGUUCGAGGGGUCUAUGGUGUCCGGUGCGGUGCUUAUGGUCCUCAGCGUCAGCUAUGAAGCAUCUAUUGACGGAGGUACCCAGUUGGGGGGCCAGGCGGUCCGUUACCAAUAUAAUCAGAAUUCUGAAGCUGAUUAAAAAUAAAUAAUAAAAGAUUACCUGAAAACUGUCAAAAUAAUGCUCAAGCAGCUAUAUUUUAGCAGAGAGGAUAAAUUUCAGACCAACGCCAAAAAAACCCGCUCCAAAAUAUAUUUUUAAAAAAGUGUAUUUUCAUUUAAGAAGAUCCCGGCUGCGCGCAUGUGCUGUAGAAAUUUGGAGCGGGCGUCCAGUAGCCCAGCAGCUGCAAAGUCUAGACGGGGAAGAAAGACAGAGCUACCUUUUCAUUGCAGAUGAGAUAAUCAGAACCUCUCUUCACAAAAAGGAAACUGGAAACAGUGGCCAUUAUGAGUCCCUAAGACAAAAAAGCCCUAAAGGUCCUAAUAAAUAGAUUGCUUCCCCCCUUACCCUGCAGUUGAGGGGAAUUACAGAAGACUGCUGCUCCACGCUGUAUCCAGGUACAAUCCAUUAUUGUAUAUUGUAGGAUUGUUGAACCAGUUAGUCCAGCCCAUUGCACCCAUGCGUUAAGACAAUCCUGCCAGUUAGUCCUGCCCAUUGCACCCAUGCGUUAAGACAACCCUGCCAGUUAGUCCUGCCCAUUGAACCAUACUCGCCUUCAAGAUUUCUCGAGGGCUGCACCUGUGGAACUCUCUUCCCUCCUCCGUUAGAUGCUCACCCAAUCUCCACUCCUUCAAAAAAUCGUUAAAAACCCACUUCUUCAUAAACGGAUAUCAAUUAAACUGUUACUAGCUCCUGACUGAUUCCUCUUCUGCAACUGUCACUAGUCUAAUUCUAUCCUUACCUUUUUGUGUCAUUUUACCUCACUCCCACUAGCAUGUAAGCUCAUUGAGCAGGGCCCUCAACCCCUCUGUUCCUGUGUGUCCAAUUUGCCUGGUUACAACUACAUGUCUGUUCGUCCACCCAUUGUAAAGCGCUGCGGAAUUUGAUGGCGCUAUAUAAAUAUCAUAAUAAUGCCAGUUAGUCCUGCCCAUUACACCCAUGCGUUAAAGCAGCCCUGCCAGUUAGUCCUGCCCAUUACACCCAUGCGUUAAAGCAGCCCUGCCAGUUAGUCCUGCCCAGGCAGGCUGUUUGCUGGUUCCUUCAGGGGAGAAAGGAUGAACCCCCCCAUGGUAAAAAAGGUAGGUGACACCUAAAACAAAAUCAGUAUAUACAGGUAAAUAAACUAUCCUGCCUGUCAGCUGGGACUGGAACAAAAGACUGGGGCGCUCGAGGGGAGGGAUCCUUUAUAACAGAGGUCCAUUCAUUAAUCAAUGAAUUAUUCCUGUCCUGACAGCUGGGGAGGAGCUUUACCCCUACGUGAUGCUCCAUGUUUACUAGUUUGUGACAUUCUGAGGAGAGCUGUCCGUGCUGGCAUUCUGUGACUUUGUGUGACAUGCUGUGUGCCAGAGUUUGCCAUUUUCUGCUCUUUUCUUGAUAAUUAAUUGAUGUUGCUAAACUCUUUCUACAGGUCACUAAUUACAAUGGGCAUUCUGACUGCGACUGGCUCGGCCUGUGCCGGUUACAUUAUGAGCAUGGCAGUGCUGAGUCCGUGCCCGCCUCUCCUACAAACCAACAUUGGGGGCACAUUAAUGGUAAGUACUGUGAAAGCUGUAAGAGACGGGUCUCCCUGCCCAGUGCUGCCCAACUCUGGCAUGGAGAGCACCUUCCUAGCCUCUAGUUAUUGUAGACAGUCUAAUAUCUGACAUUGGAAUAAAUACUUGGAAAAUAAAUGAUUUUGGGUUGUUGAUAUUAUUCAUGCCAUAUCUUUUUUAUCUUGCAUUCACAAUAAAAAUAGUUUU
Messenger RNA from Pelobates cultripes (western spadefoot toad), 12769 nucleotides. The record is from the annotation of a GenBank genome assembly. NCBI's taxonomy places the organism in Eukaryota, Metazoa, Chordata, Amphibia, Anura, Pelobatidae.